Molecule: messenger RNA, 2914 nt
Organism: Aspergillus nomiae NRRL 13137
Lineage: Eukaryota; Fungi; Ascomycota; Eurotiomycetes; Eurotiales; Aspergillaceae
Product: COPII subunit SEC24
Exons: 5
Coding region: 224-2914 (896 amino acids)
Biological process (GO): endoplasmic reticulum to Golgi vesicle-mediated transport; intracellular protein transport; COPII-coated vesicle cargo loading
Cellular component (GO): COPII vesicle coat; endoplasmic reticulum exit site
Molecular function (GO): SNARE binding; zinc ion binding
Source: RefSeq, a predicted model, not a curated record
ACAGCUACCCCAACCUUCUCAAGGACACGUCGACUGAACUCGAGUGCGGCGUAAUCGUGUGGCCUUGUGAUAUUCUCAAUUUACAUGGUUGGACUGUUGACGAAUUUUGGUUUGAGCCUGUGACGAUUGCGCGACGCUAACAUAUACUCCGGUUAACCCCUACACGAGUCCACGGAGAUAAUAAUCCAUCAGUUACCUCUACGACAUAUCGAAAUAAACAUUCAUGGCCGCACCACAAGGGGGUUACCCUCCCCAGGAAGGGUAUGGUCAACCUGCCGAAUAUGAGUCUCCUUCACAGCAAGCUGCGGGGCUAGCCGCUACUCCGGCUCAACAUGGAGGUAGAAAGAAACGAGCAUAUGCCGGAGAAGCCUUCGAGUUUGGGUCCGGUGCCAAUGCUGGCCUAGGAGGUCAACUGCCAGCUGGUGGUACCUACGGAGGAUAUCCAGCUCAGCCACAAGCCGCGGGAUAUCAGCAACCUGUGUACGGGGCGGAUCCUACUCAGAUGCAAGCGGCUGCUCAAGGAUAUGCUGCCCCUGCAGCGCCUGCAGUCGCUCAGAUGACCCAACAAUUCGGUGCGAUGGGGGUAACCGAUCCGCAUCUGAUGCCACCGCAGCCCGUUGCCCAGGCCGCCCAGGCCCCGCGACCUGUUCUUAACCAUCUUUACCCAACAGACCUUCUCACACAACCAUUCAAUGUCGCGGAACUUGACUAUCCUCCACCUCCUAUCAUUUUACCCCAAGGAACUAGCGUUUAUCCCUCCCCUACUGCAAACUGCCCCCCAAAAUAUGUCCGGUCAACACUCAACGCUGUUCCUACCACCCACUCUCUCCUGAAGAAGUCCAAGCUGCCUUUCGCUCUUGUUAUUCAGCCAUACGGAGCGCUCCAUGAUGCAGAAGACCCAGUCCCAGUGAUCCCAGACCAAGUUAUCUCUCGUUGUCGCCGUUGCCGAUCCUACAUUAAUCCCUUUGUGACAUUCCUUGAUCAUGGGCACCGCUGGCGUUGCAACAUGUGCAAUCUGACAAACGACGUACCCCAGGCCUUUGAUUGGGACACAACGCUGCAACGACCGGCGGAUAGGGCAUUGCGACCUGACCUUAACCAUGCGGUUGUUGAGUUCGUUGCGCCGCAGGAGUACAUGGUGCGCCCCCCGCAGCCACUCGUCUACCUUUUCUUGAUCGACGUUAGUUAUGCGUCUGUCACCAACGGUCUCUUGGCUACGAGUGCUCGGUGCAUCAAGGAAACUCUCGAACGCAUUCCUAAUGCAGACCGUCGGACGCGACUUGGUUUCAUAGCGGUCGACUCCAGCCUCCACUAUUUCAGCAUCCCGCGCGAUGGCUCAGAGAACUCGGACCCAAGGAUGCUUGUUGUCAGCGAUUUGGACGAGCCGUUCCUCCCUAUCCCUGGUGAUUUGCUAGUAACUCUGAGCGAAUGCCGUGAAAACAUUGAAACGUUCCUGGAUAAACUGCAGGAGAUGUUCCAGAACACCCAGAACAAUGGCUGUGCUAUGGGAUCGGCACUGCGUGCUGGUUACAAGUUGAUCGCCCCUGUUGGAGGCAAGAUGACCGUUCUUAGCUCCUCUCUUCCUAACAUUGGACAUGGUGCCCUGACCAUGAGAGAGGACAAGAAGGUUUUAGGCACUAGCAAGGAGAGUGGUCUUUUGCAGACCGCAAACAGCUUCUACAAGAGCUUUGCUGUGGAGUGUUCGAAGGCCCAGGUCUCUGUAGAUAUGUUCCUCUUUUCUUCUCAGUACCAGGAUGUGGCGUCUCUUAGCAACCUGCCAAGAUAUACUGGCGGUCAGACGUACUUCUAUCCUGGAUGGAACGCUGCACGGGGAGAGGAUGCGAUCAAGUUCGCACGAGAGUUCUCGGAGUACCUCUCGUCAGAGAUCGGCCUGGAGGCCGUCCUCCGUGUCCGUGCUACGACCGGUUUGCGCAUGAGCACUUUUUACGGUAACUUUUUCAAUCGCAGUUCCGACCUCUGCGCUUUCCCUGCUUUCCCCCGCGACCAGGCCUACGUUGUUGAGGUUGCCAUUGAUGAGACUGUUGCAAAACCUGUUGUUUGCAUGCAGACCGCUGUACUUCAUACUACAUGCAAUGGCGAGAGGAGAAUUCGGGUCUUGACUCUGGCGCUUCCCACUACCCAGAGCCUUGCAGAUGCUGUCGAACGGGCUCUCGGAAGCGGCUUGGACCCUGCCCGAGAAGCCCUGCAGGCCAAGGCCGUGGAGCUUCUGGCAACCUACCGAAAGGAGCUUGCUGGUGGAAGUGUGAGCGGCGGAGGCCUACAGUUCCCUGCUAACUUGAGAGGACUCCCUGUUCUUUUCCUCGCACUGAUCAAGAAUCUUGGUCUUCGGAAAUCUGCACAAAUUCCGACUGAUAUGCGCUCUGCGGCUCUCUGCUUGCUCUCAACGCUCCCCCUCCCCCUUCUCAUGCAAUACAUCUACCCGAAGAUGUACUCUCUGCACGACAUGCCAGAUAAUGCUGGCCUGCCAGAUGAGCAGACGGGCGAGAUUGUUCUCCCCCCACCAGUGAACUUGUCUUCUGAGCGGGUCGUCCCAUACGGUCUCUACCUUAUUGACGACGGCCAGACACAGUUCCUCUGGGUGGGACGUGAUGCUGUGCCACAGCUCAUUGUUGAUGUCUUUGGCUUGGCAGACAAGUCGCAACUACGUGUGGGCAAGCAGAACCUUCCUGACCUGGAUAAUGACAUGAACCAGCGCGUGCGGGCGGUCAUUGAGAAGAGCCGGGAUCACCGGUCGAAGGGCUGCGGCAGCAUUGUGGUGCCACAUCUGUACGUGGUCAAGGAGGAUGGAGAACCCGGUCUCCGGCUGUGGGCACAGACAAUGCUCGUGGAGGACCGAGCCGACCAGGGCGUCAGUCUUGCGCAAUGGAUGGGCAACUUACAGGAAAAGGUUUGA